AUGAAGAUGAAGGAGAUGGCAGCUACUAGUCUUUGUUGGGCAAAGAGUGUGCAGACUCAAAGUUUUAAAACUGGCGACAUGCACAUAGAGCUCAGGGACAAUGGCACCCCAGUGUAUUGGAGGCAAAUUAUCUCUAACAAUUAUGCUAGACCUCGCGCUUGUUUUAUUCUUUGGCUUGCUCUAUGGAACCGCCUACCAACUAAGGAUAGACUUGAGAAAAUCAAUGUGGUUACUGAUGGACUGUGUGUUUUCUGUGGUCAGAUUGAAAGUAUCAAUCAUCUGUUUUUUGUUUGCAGGCAUUCUCAGGUCAUCUGGCAAACGAUGCUCAAUUGGCUUGGUUAUACAAGGGCUAGUGGGGACUGGAUUCAAGAGAGUUCUUGGGUGAGCCUGGAAGUAGAAAAAAAGGGGUGGAAGCGGAAGAUUCUAAAGAUGAUUACUGCUGAAGUUGUAUAUCUUAUCUGGCAGGAUCGAAAUGGGAGAAUAUUCAACAAGCAUAAUCAGAAUUGUGAUCUUGUUGCUCUUGCCAAAUACAUGGUGAUCAGCCGAGCAAUUCGCAGAAAAGAGUUGGCUAGACAUGUCAAUUUAGAAUCUUUGGUAAUUAGUUAA
Molecule: messenger RNA, 606 nt
Organism: Vicia villosa (hairy vetch)
Lineage: Eukaryota; Viridiplantae; Streptophyta; Magnoliopsida; Fabales; Fabaceae
Exons: 1
Coding region: 1-606 (201 amino acids)
Source: RefSeq, a predicted model, not a curated record